Cladophialophora immunda is the source of this 724-nucleotide messenger RNA. RefSeq lists its product as uncharacterized. The coding region runs from base 123 to 431 and encodes 102 amino acids. The record is from RefSeq and is a predicted model, not a curated record. NCBI's taxonomy places the organism in Eukaryota, Fungi, Ascomycota, Eurotiomycetes, Chaetothyriales, Herpotrichiellaceae. The transcript has a single exon.
CCAGGCCGCAGCAGCGUGGGUAGGCUGUUUGGUACUGCUGGAUUGCACUGGGAAUCUGUGAGCACUAGAAAUUGACAAAUGCAGACUGACAUGAAUUCAUUCUCAGAUGUUGGGUGAUCAAAAUGAACCAUUUCUUUACCAAUGACGCUCCGGAAUUUUUCUUUUCUCAGAGCCUUGCUUUAUCAUGGCGGCGGAGAAUUCACUUGGGAAUACCUUCGGAGGAAAUGCCUACCAAUGCGAGCUCCCAAGCGUCUGUGCAGGACAGAACGACAUCCAUGACUGUGCGACGUAUCACGUGUUCAACGGACUGUUGUCUUGACAGCGGUGAGGUCUACCGAAACGAAAUACCGAGGACAUGGGAUCAUCUAAAGGGCUUUUGGGAAGGGAAUGGACCUGUUAAAGACAAGAUGAGCCGUAAAACCACAAGUUAGGAGGACGGUAAACUUGCAAUUUGAGUUCAGCCAGAUCGACCACAGAGGCCACUUGCUACCUGGUUCAGCAAACCUCCAGUUACGAUGCCAGGCGCCGAUGUCAAGAAGGUAGACCGCAACAACGCGAAUGAUUUAUCGAGGAAUUGGUCGAGGGCGACUCUAGAGAAAGACAGUGAACGGGUAGGAGAUCAAUGAUUCGGUUGGAGGAGAUUCCAAAGACCAGGCUGGACACACGUUAGCACUCUACUGUUCAGAAAGGAUGAUAGUGGAUCAAUGGACUCUGAUGCAUACCU